Messenger RNA from Bipolaris oryzae ATCC 44560, 1077 nucleotides. RefSeq lists its product as uncharacterized. Lineage: Eukaryota; Fungi; Ascomycota; Dothideomycetes; Pleosporales; Pleosporaceae. The coding region runs from base 1 to 1077 and encodes 358 amino acids. The transcript has a single exon. Gene Ontology annotation, molecular function: protein binding. The record is from RefSeq and is a predicted model, not a curated record.
AUGGUACCACGCAACGUCCGAUCGGAGGCAGACCAAGUUUCUCCACGUAAUUCUUCAUCACUAUAUAAUUGGAGAGACGUACAGACUGCACUCUCAAGUCACGUCAUACAUACCAGCUGGCCAGGCACUCCGACCAGCCGCUCAGCACGCCAAAGCACCCCCAAGACCAGCAACACAACCCCCUACAUAACCAAAGAAAACGCGCAAGAAUUCACGCCUACGAGCACCAUCCUCGUAGGCCCCAAACACACACCUUUCCACCUACACACCCACCUCCUAACCCAGCACUCGUCCUACUUCCGCGCCGCCCUCCGCGGCCCCUUCAUCGAAUCAACCACAAACACCAUGACCCUCUCCGACAUCUCCCCCUCCGACUUCUCGCUCCUGGUAACCCACCUCUACACGGCCCGCAUGCCGCGCCCCUUCAAAGACGGAAAACCCGCCUACUAUGCCCUCCUGCACGCCUACGCCCUGGCCGACCGCCUCAACCUCGAAGCCGCACGCAACGCCGCCAUCGACGCCAUCAGCGACCUGGCCGACUCCACAAACAGCGUGCCGACGCCCGAGGACACGUGGUUCGUGUACGAUGAGAUGCGCGAGAGUGCGCUCGUGAGGAAGUUGGUGGUUGAUCUUUUUGUGUUUAAGAAGACGGAUCGGCUGGUUGAGGGGCAUCCGGACGAGUGGCAUCCGCGGUUUUUGCGAGAUCUUGUGGUGGGGUUGAAGAGGCCGGGGGAGCAGGCAGUGAGGAAGCAUGCGUUGAGGGUUUGGUGUCCGGUGGAGUGGAGGGAGGCGAGGGCGUGUGAGGCGUGUAGAGGGGUGGUGGUGCCGGGGCAAGGGGCGGUGAGGUGUGAGGGGUGUGGAGGGGUGUUUUGUAAUGUUUGUGUUGGGGAGGGGACAGCGGUGGCGGGGUGGGAGGAGGGGAGGAGGAGGUGUGGGGACGGGGAAGUGCAGGGGAGUCCGGGGAAGAGGGCAAGGAAGGAGGGGAAGUGGGAGGCGUGUAAGCCGUGGAGGGGGGCGAGGUGUUUGCUUUAUCAUGAACAUGACGAGACGGAAAAGUGUGUUGAUGUUUUGGGGUAG